AUGCCACCUACCGCCUCAGCAGUCCGCGCCGCCAUCCCUCGGCGCCGCAACCCAGCCCUCCUCGCCAAACUGCCCCCGCCCAAGCUCCCCAUCUUUCGAAGCGUUGUCGCGCACCCGCCCGCACCGUUCGCCGUGCCGCAGAAGGUCAAGCAGGGAGACAAGGGAAAGGCCAAGGAGGAGCAGCCCGUCUCGCCUACCCAGCUCAUCGGCCCUCACCAGGUCAUCUACACGACCGCACCCCGCGCCCUGAUCCCCCUCACGGCAUCCCCUUCAAACCACAAGCUGUGGAACCCGCCCGCGCCAGACUCGGACGUCGACCGAGGACUGGAGAGGGACGAGUCGGGCCGUCUCGCACGUUUCGCUGCGCGGUUCGAGGGUAUGGAGGGAAUGGAGGGACGGAGCGCGCUCGACAUGUUUGGACUGGAUGCAAGCAAGGAGCUCAUGGAGGGAGACGGGACCGGUCAGGGCGGAGGACAGGUUGUCGGGCGGGACCAGAUCAAGAAGCCGAAGCGAGCGUCCAAGCAGCAGAAGAGGCGGUAG
Molecule: messenger RNA, 540 nt
Organism: Rhodotorula toruloides NP11
Lineage: Eukaryota; Fungi; Basidiomycota; Microbotryomycetes; Sporidiobolales; Sporidiobolaceae
Exons: 2
Coding region: 1-540 (179 amino acids)
Source: RefSeq, a predicted model, not a curated record